Messenger RNA from Botrytis cinerea B05.10, 659 nucleotides. RefSeq lists its product as hypothetical. NCBI's taxonomy places the organism in Eukaryota, Fungi, Ascomycota, Leotiomycetes, Helotiales, Sclerotiniaceae. The record is from RefSeq and is a predicted model, not a curated record. The coding region runs from base 176 to 586 and encodes 136 amino acids. The transcript has a single exon.
GUACAAUCGUCAUCCCAUCAAACACCCCUGCAGAUAGAAUCUCAAGUUGCACAAACAAGAAAAAGAGAGAUUCCCCAUUACCCCACGUCACCGAAGUCACACAACAUCCUCUGGUCCUUCCUUAACCCCUCUCUUCUUUGCUUUCUUUACUGGUUUCACUACAUUGUUGAUAUCAAUGGGUGCACUUUCCGCCGUCCUUGCCAUCCCUUAUCGAAGCAUUAAGGAAUCUAUUGAAAGAAGUCGCAAGCAGAAGAACAAAAAUAAACAAGCAAAUAAACAAACAAAAUCUGCACCAGGAAGUCGCACACCCAGUAUUUAUCGUGAGAAAGGAGGCAGAACACAGAGAAAAGAGAGAUUAGAAGCAAGAGUUAGCCCGGAAAAAGGAAGAUCGCAAUCAUUAGGUUAUCUACCAUCGUUCGAAACGCCUCCGGCAGAAUUGGAGGCAGACUUGGGCAAGGGGUUAAACAAGGGAAAGGGAAAGGAAAUCGAAGGGGCGUCGCUGCAGAAAUUGUCGACGGGGUUAAAGACGACGGCGCAGAGAGACUUUGCGCUGGAAUCUACACAGCAGGUAGAGGUCAUUUCGUAGACGGAAAGAUCAAGCUUGCACUUCCUUUUGCUUUGUUUUCUCGACAAGAACGAAUUGGAAAGGCUGGGUUUGA